GCCUAAGUCCUGCCGGGGGGGGGGGCUUCCCCCAACUGAGGAGCACCCAAUGACAAGAAGAGCGUCAGAAAAGCCUGGGCCGCUCAUUCAGGCCCCAAGGGUCCCCUCAUAGCCUGGCGUCCUUUUCUCCCCGCAGCCAGCCAGGUGUCCCCUUUUGGCCCUCCCAUGCCUCUUCCCUUCCAGCUGAGCUCUGAGAAACAUCUCAGUCGAUUCUUGAAAUCAACAGUAAAGCAUCGGGGAGAUGGGGGCCCUCGGAAUACAGUAUGUAGAGCUCAAGCCAUGGUGGGCUUCUGAGGUCAAAAGCGGCAACUUGAAUUGUUACAGGGAAACCAAGGAGCAGGUAUGCGGUGAACAGUCUGGGCGAUGGCGUGGAAGACCCAGAUGGGGACUCCAGAGAGCCCUCGCCGCUCACUGAUGAGCAGGUGGUGUCGGGGUUCUCGGACGUCAUCCUGGCCACGAUCCUGGCCACCAAAUCCGAUAUGUGUGGCAAGAAGUUUGAGCUGAAGAUCGACAACGUCCGUUUUGUGGGACACCCCACCCUGGUGCAGCAUGCCUUUGGCCAGAUCUCCAAGACAGACCCCUCCCCAAAGCGGGAGCUGCCCACCAUGAUCCUCUUCAAUGUCGUCUUCGCCUUGAGGGCCACGGCGGACCCUUCGGUCAUCAACUGCCUCCACAAUCUCUCUCGCCGCAUCGCCAUUGUCCUCCAGCACGAGGAGCGCCGCUGCCAGUACCUGACGCGGGAGGCCAAGCUCAUCCUGGCCAUUCAGGACGAAGCCUCUGCCAUCUCGGAGACGCCUGAGGGGCCCCAGUCGCCUUUCCUCCACAUCCUCCCCAAGUGCAAGCUAGCCAGAGACCUGAAGGAGGCUUACGACAGCCUCUGCACGACAGGCGUGGUCCAGCUGCACAUCAACAACUGGCUGGAAGUGAGCUUCUGCCUGCCCCACAAGAUCCACUACGCUGCCUCUCGCUUCAUCCCUCCCGAAGCCAUCGAGAGGAGCCUCAAGGCCAUUCGGCCGUACCACGCCUUGCUGCUGCUGAAGGACGAGAAGGCGCUUCUGAGUGAGCUGCCGCUGGACUGCUCCCCCGCCCUGGUGCGCGUGAUCAGAACCACCUCGGCUGUCAAGAACCUCCAGCAGCUGGCCCAGGACGCCGACCUGGCACUGCUGCAGGUGUUUCAGCUGGCAGCGCACCUGGUCUACUGGGGGAAGGCCAUCAUCGUGUACCCGCUGUGCGAGAACAACGUCUACAUGCUGUCUCCCAAUGCCAGCGUCUGCCUCUACUCCCCCCUGGCGGACGACUUUGCCUGCCACUUCCCCGGCCACGACCUGCCUUCCGUCCUCUCCAAGUUCUCCUUGCCGGUGUCCCUGGCGGAGUUCAAAGACCCCCUGGCUCCCCCCGUGCAGGAGACACAGCUCAUCCAAAUGGUCGUCUGGAUGCUGCAACACCGACUGCUCAUGCAGCUGCACACCUACGCCUGCCUGAUGGUGCCCCCCAGGGAGGAAGACGUCCGGCCCCGGGCGGAGGAAAUGCCCCUGGCGGCCAGAGUCGGGGGGCGCAGCCUCAGCACCCCCAACGCCCUCAGCUUUGGCUCCCCAACCAGCAGCGACGACAUGACUCUCACCAGCCCCAGCAUGGACAACUCCAGCGCAGAGCUGCUGCCCGGAGGGGACUCCCCCGUCAACAAGCGCAUGACCGAGAACCUGCUGACCAGCCUCCCGGAGCAUGAGCGAGAGGCCAUCCUCAGUGUCCCAGCCGCCAACAACCCCGAAGACCUGCGCACCUUUGCCAGGCUGCUGCACUACUUCCGUGGGCGCCACCACCUGGAGGAGAUCAUGUACAACGAGAACAUGCGCCGCUCCCACCUCCUGAUGCUCUUCGACAAGUUCCGGGGCGUGCUAGUGGUGACCAACCACGAGGACCCCGUCAUCUCCGUCUUCCAGUCCUUCCAGAAGUGAGGAGAAGCAGCCGCUGCCCAGGACUUGGAAGGAGGGUGGCUGGCCCUUGGGAUGGGGGGAAGAACACCAGAUAUGGGGGGGCAAGGAGGGGACUCGGGGGCCUUGUGCACAGACGCCUGCCAGCGGGCCUGAUUCAGCCGCACUCCUGGCACUGCCAGGCCUCGGGUGCUGCUCCUGGGCCUCUGCUGAUGGCUGCCAACCGACAGAGCAAUCUGUUGGAUGCUUCUCUUGGCUGGGGACCUGUGUCCCGAUAGUUGCAGGCAACCCUCAGACUGUUCACCUGCAGUUGCACAAUUACAAGCACAUGCUGGAAAAUGUGAACUCUUUCUCCUCGUAAGUCAGGGAACAAGUUCGUUGUGAAGUACCGUCUCUCUUCCUCCCUACCUUGACCCACAAACCUCCCUUCCUCACUUCCGAAGGGCAGGGGACCACUGCAGAGCCUGGCCGCUGGCUUGGCCUCCUCUCUCAGGACACCAGAACUGGCCUCAUCCUGCUUGCUUGAUCAGGUGGCCCCUCUCUCCUCUGCAAGGACCAGGGGCAGGAGCAGGUUUAACAAAGGGAAUGGGGGGGAUUUGUUGGGGUGAUUCUGGUACCUCUUCCUAGCAACAGAGGAACUCUUUUAUCUCUCCACAUCUUGGAAGGGGGUGUCUUCCUCCUUCCAAUUCUGCGUUUUGCAGGCAGCUCCUUUACGCUACAAGCAGGAAGGCUUUCCUGCAGCCACAACCACCAGUCUCAAAGCAAAGCAAUCUAUUUUAUUUUGGAAAUAAAUAAAUACAUAAGGCUGA
Zootoca vivipara (common lizard) is the source of this 2740-nucleotide messenger RNA. RefSeq names its product NPR3 like, GATOR1 complex subunit (gene NPRL3). Gene Ontology annotation, cellular component: GATOR1 complex. The record is from RefSeq and is a predicted model, not a curated record. Gene Ontology annotation, biological process: negative regulation of TORC1 signaling; cellular response to amino acid starvation; positive regulation of autophagy. Lineage: Eukaryota; Metazoa; Chordata; Lepidosauria; Squamata; Lacertidae.